CUCGCCUUUGAAUACUGCGGAUUUGGAUCUUAAAAUCGCUUCCCUUCUCUCGCUGCUUUGAAUUCUGCUGAUUCGGAUCUUAAAUUCACUUUCUUUCUCUCGGAGAAAUCAAAUUCCUGGAAUUGCAUCUCUCUCUCUCUCUCUCUCUCUCUCUCUCUCUCUCAUAGAGAAUGUAAGCUUUUCCUUUUUUUCUGUUUAUCGAAUUUCAAUUUAGUUUCUUCCUCUGCUAAUUCAAACCCUAGUUUUCGAGAGAGAUCCGAAGCACUCGAAGCUUUUCAUCCGAUCUGUUCUGUCGCAAUGAAGUCAGAGACGCGCCUCGAUUCGGCAGUUUUUCAGCUCACGCCUACUCGAACUAGAUGUGAUUUGGUUAUUACAGCAAAUGGAAAGAUGGAAAAGAUUGCUUCAGGGCUGUUGAACCCUUUUCUUGCCCACUUGAGCACAGCCCAAGAUCAGAUUGCCAAGGGAGGUUAUUCAAUUGCACUUGAACCGGGACCUGGAAGUGAUGUGUCAUGGUUUACGAAGGGCGCUGUUGAGAGGUUUGUUCGGUUUGUGAGCACGCCUGAGGUCUUGGAGCGAGUGAAUACUAUAGAAUCUGAGAUCUUACAGAUUGAUGAAGCAAUUGCUAGUCAGAGCGUUGACAAUCCAGGGUUGAGCACUCAGGUGGAAGGUCAUCAAGCAAGAUCCACAGAAAGCAUUGAAGGUCGCAAGCCCAUUGUUGAUACUAAUGCAGAUAAAGCAAUUGUUCUUUUCAAGCCCGGCGUACAAACAGCUGAAUCAAAUGGUUCCACCACACAAGAGGAGACCUCGAAAGUCCAGCUUUUGAGAGUGCUCGAGACACGCAAAACUGUGUUGCAGAAAGAACAGGGCAUGGCCUUUGCACGUGCUGUAGCUGCGGGUUUUGACAUGGAUCAAAUGACACAGUUGAUAUCAUUUGCCGAAUGCUUUGGGGCAACGCGUUUGAGAGAAGCAUGCUUGAGGUAUAUGGAAUUGUGGAAGCAAAAGCAUGAAACUGGACAAUGGCUGGAAAUUGAGGCAGCCGAAGCAAUGUCUACUCAAUCAGAUUUCUCUUCUAUGAAUGCUAUGGGCAUUGUGCUCUCUGGUGAUGUUAUGAAGCAGAAGGAAUUCAGGGAACCAUGGCCUGAAUCCCACGUUGAGUUGGGCAAGGAGACCAAUGAGAAAAGUAAUGAUGCCAAUGCAGAUCAAAGGCCUCCCAUCCAUUCCCAGGUUCCUUCAGGCCCUCAUGAAUAUUUUCAAGGCAACUUUCAACAUCCUAUGUAUCCCCAGUGGCCUAUUCAUUCUCCACCGGGUGCUCCAGUCUUUCAACAGUAUCCUAUGCAAGGGGUGCCUUACUAUCAGAACUAUCCGGGAAAUGCCCCAUUUUUCCAGCCACCGUAUCCUCCAAUGGAGGAUCCCAGAUUCAAUGCUGCACAAAGAAUGGGGCAUAAAAGGCAUUCCAUGGAUAGUAAAGAUAGCAAUAUCGAGUCAGAAAGUUCGGAAAUGGGUACUUCCACUGCAAAAUCACAAGAUGGUGGAGAUCAAAACAUGUCAGAGUUAGAGAAAGAAGACUUACAGAUUCGAAUACGGAGGAAAAAAGUUGGUCGAUCAGGUAAGAAACAACCGGGCAUGGUUGUUAUUCGAAACCUCAAUUAUAUUACUUCGAAGAAGCACGACUCAUCAGGAAGUGAGUCUCAAUCAGCUUCGGAACCCGAGACCAAUGAAGAUGAUGAUGAUUUGCAGUCUGAUGCUCCAGUAAGGAAUCAUAAGAACUCUGUGAGAUCUGCAAAAGGUAAAGGAAGUCAUUCCAAGUUUACCAAUACUCGGAGUUCAAAUGAUGGGGAUAGUGCAGUUUAUGGACAGGAUGCUAAUGGUGAAAACUGGCAGGCUUUUCAGAAUUUUCUAUUGCGAGAUGAUGAAGAGAAAACAGAUUUUUCUGAUAGAGGCAUGUUUUCUGCUGAAAAAGAGGUCACUGUAAAGAGGCAACAAAGUAGAGUUGUGGAAGAUCCUAUACUUCCUCCUGAACGAAAUUUGACCACAGUUCCAAACCAGAGAAUGUCUGAAUUUGAUAUAGUGAGUGGCCAGGCAGUGAUCUAUAAGCAGAGGGCAUCAAAUGAUGAAUCGGCAAUUUCUCAUGAAGGGUUCCAUCCUAGUGGAGGAUUGAGAGAUAGCCAGCUGGAUGUGCAGUUCACAGAAACAGAAAGUGGCGGUGGAAGGUAUAGAAGGGCAAAUGAUGCUUUCAUGAUAUAUGAACAUGGAAAUAAGAGUGGCACUACGAAUUAUCUACCUGAUCCGCUUGCCGGAAAUGAAUUUUGGCCUGCUGAUAAUUUGGAUAAAAGAUCAAAUAACGUAACAGAUGAAUCAUUCAUAGUUCCUUUUAGGUCAAGCUCGCAAGAUCAAGUUGGAACAGACAGCAGAGCUGCCAUCGAUAUGGGUUCCGAGUUCUCAUCGUCUCUUCAGAGAACAGAAGAUUCUUCCAAUAUGAUUAGAAGCCAACUCAGCUAUGAACCAGAUGACUUGAGUAUGAUGCCAGAGCGUGGAGUAGAAAGGGAGUCUAUUGGUUAUGAUCCAGCUAUAGAUUAUGAAAUGCAGCUUUGUGCUGAAGAUGCCAAAGUGUUUGAGAAUGUAAACCCAGAAGAAGCGACGGGUGGUAAGGAAGGAUUGAAGAAGUUAGACAAGGAAAAGAAGUCAAGAGCGCAAGAUGCUUUAGAGAAAAGGAAGAUGGAGGCGGCGAUGAGGAAGGUAAAGCCAUCAAAGUAUAGUCCUUUAGCUGAAGCAAAAGAACGUGCUGAGAAGUUACGCAUGUUCAAAGCUGAUAUUCAGAAAAUGAAGAAAGAACAGGAGGAGGAAGAAGUAAAGCGGUUAGAAGCUUUAAAGAGAGAGCGGCAAAAGAGAAUCGCUGCGAGAGGUGGCUCAAACCCUGCUCAAUCGCCACUGCCCUCUCAGCAGACCGGAACCCAAUUGCCAACAAAGCGUACAACAGGCUCGAAUAAAGGGCCGAAAUCCAGCGACUCUUCUUCACCUAUACAAAAGUUGUCUACCAGGACUGCUGUGGGGUCAGGUGGUUCUCAGAAAACCACAAGGCCUAGCAGCAGAUUAAAUGGUGUACACCCGGCUGGAAGUGGGUUAACCCAAUCAAUGUCAUCGUUAACAGAGCUGAAGCAUGAUAAUGACAGUCACAUGCCCAAAGACUCAGAACCAAAGGCAGCCUCAAUCCGAACUAGAAGACUAUCAGACCCUAAAGGCAGCAGCGGCCAUCAGGUUUCUCUGAAAUCAGGAGGCAGUGAUAAAGUACCAAAGCCAAAAGUAUCUGGUGAACCUGAAAGCAAGAAGAUCUCUUCAAUUACAAGCCUUGACAGAACUAAAUCUGCAACACUACCAGAAAUGAAGAUUAGAACACCAAGAAGCAAUUUGGAUCAGAACAACUCAACUACAAGGGGGACAGUGCAGAAGAGCAAUGUUAGCGGAUCUUCUGUGACUUCUGAAAGUAUCAAACUGAAAAAAAGUAAUGAGAAGACAUCGCAUCAAUUGGAUGAUAACUCUGUUAUUGAGAAGACCGUUGUGAUGCUUGAAGAUGAGAUGCCUGCCAUUCCCAUUGUGCAGGCAUCUGAAGAAAAGAUAGAGAUAGAGAGAGGUUCAUAUGGUGAUGAUACUGAAGAGAAGACUGAGGUUGUAGCAGAAUAUGCAGCUAUUGGUGCACCGCCUUCCCCUAUUGUCAUUGGUGAAGUUGGUCAAGACCCUAGCAAAUUCCAGCUUGACAAGCAGCCUAAAUCUAAUGAGGUGACACUAGAUUACACAGGGGAUGAAAUGCCGAAUGCUUCCAGUAUCGGGGUUGCUGAAACCCCAUAUCAUGCGCCUUAUGCUCGAAACUUAUCACUGGAAGAUCCAUGCACCAGCAAUUUAGAAUGCAGUAAAACAACAACAAUAAAUUCUGAAAUGGCAACAAGCACUGAGACUGUCAAACUGCGCAUAUCUGAUUUUACUGACCCAAAUUUCCAAGAAGAAAUUUCCAAAGAAGUGGAGAAGCCGCGUGGUAAGGAAUCCUCGAAAGGUUUCAGACGACUCCUUAAGUUCGGAAGAAAGAACCAUAGUUCAGCUGUGACUGAACCUAACGUGGAUUCAGAUAACUUGAGCAUUGACAGCUCAGCUGUUGAUGAACAUAUUGCAACUACCGCUUCUUCUAGUGAAGUUCAUAUGCUGAAGAAUCUUAUCCCCCAAGACGAUGUCCCCAUUGGAGGCACUGCACAAAAGGCUUCCCGCCCUUUCUCGUUACUGUCGACUUUCCGGAGCAAGACCGGUGAGAAGAAGCUGAUGACAUGACGAGGGCCCCCCAAAAUUUAAGGUCAGGAUGAAAAAAUGCAUGGUUUCUUUCAUCGAUUGUUUAUUUGUGUUUGAUAAGCCGGAAAUGCCGAGAUGAUUUGAUUGAUGUGUGUUUAUAGUUGUAAUUGUUUUGGCUCUUAACCAUAUUGGUGUAAAAACUGCAUUCUUCAUAUUCAUUUUUAAUGUUCAUAUUAUUAUGUAUGGUUUGUA
Molecule: messenger RNA, 4524 nt
Organism: Magnolia sinica
Lineage: Eukaryota; Viridiplantae; Streptophyta; Magnoliopsida; Magnoliales; Magnoliaceae
Product: COP1-interacting protein 7-like
Exons: 13
Coding region: 298-4314 (1338 amino acids)
Source: RefSeq, a predicted model, not a curated record